Messenger RNA from Galleria mellonella (greater wax moth), 3178 nucleotides. RefSeq names its product aldehyde dehydrogenase, dimeric NADP-preferring (gene Aldh-III). Lineage: Eukaryota; Metazoa; Arthropoda; Insecta; Lepidoptera; Pyralidae. The coding region runs from base 16 to 1710 and encodes 564 amino acids. The record is from RefSeq and is a predicted model, not a curated record. Gene Ontology annotation, molecular function: aldehyde dehydrogenase (NAD+) activity. Gene Ontology annotation, cellular component: cytoplasm. The transcript has 11 exons. Gene Ontology annotation, biological process: aldehyde metabolic process.
GUACACACAGUUGUUAUGUCGGCGUUUGUGGAGACACACGUAGACAAUAAAAACAAUAGUGAAGUGCAUAUCAUCGAUGUAGACGAGGACACAGAUCGAAUUAUUGAUACAAUUUUAAAUAAAGAACAGCCAGUGAUAGAUGUCAGUAAGAAAAAAACAUCGGUCACAUUAGACAUGGACGGAACAGUUACAAAUUCAAAACCUGGAUCAACUAAUAUGGCUGAUGCGGUCCGCAAAGCUCGCGAUGCCUUCAACCGUGGUGUGACCAAACCAGUGGAAUGGAGACGGAAGCAACUGAAGGCUUUAAAGCGACUGUAUGAGGAGAACAGGCAGGCGAUGGUCGAUGCACUGCGGCAAGACCUACGCAGAAGCAAGACGGAAGCGAUACUUCUUGAAGUUGAUUACUUAAUCAAUGACCUCUCCAACACCAUACACUGUUUGGAUGAAUGGAUCAAGCCCGAGAGGCCGUCAAAGGGCUUCGUGAAUCUCUUGGACGACGUAGUGAUACACAACGACCCCUACGGCGUGGUGCUGGUUAUAGGCGCGUGGAAUUACCCACUCCAGUUGCUUCUGCUGCCAAUGACCGGCGCAAUUGCUGCCGGCAACGCCGUCAUCGUGAAACCGAGCGAGGUGGCCGUCGCAUGCAACAAAUUCAUCGUCGAGACCUUACCCAAAUACUUGGAUAGCGACGCUGUAGUGGUAGUGGAAGGCGGUCCGCAAGAAACGACGGAGCUGCUAAAAGAGAAGUUCGACUACAUCUUCUAUACUGGGAGCACGAGUGUCGGAAAGAUUGUAUACGAAGCGGCCACUAAGAACUUAACGCCUGUUACACUCGAGUUGGGAGGAAAAAGCCCGGUAUAUAUCGACAACACAGUGGACAUUGUGGUGACAGCGAAACGCAUACUCUGGGGUAAAUUCAUCAACGUGGGCCAGACUUGCAUCGCGCCUGACUACAUACUGUGCACCAAGGAGGUACAAGCCAAGUUCGUGGAAGCCUCCAAGAAAGUGCUUAAGGAAUGGUACGGUGAAGAUCCACAGAAGUCACCGGAUCUAUGCAGGAUCAUCAACCUUAGACAUUUCACACGACUUCAAGCAAUAUUAGACAACAGUAAGGACAAAAUAGCCGUCGGCGGUAAAUAUGACGCUCAGGAUAAGUACAUUGAACCGACCAUUUUGGUCGACGUCUCCCCCACCGACAAAGCAAUGGAGGACGAGAUUUUCGGCCCCAUAUUACCGAUUGUGCCCAUCGAGAAUGCGUAUGAAGCUAUCAAAUUCAUUAACGAAAGAGAGAAGCCGCUAGUAUCCUACGUGUUCACGGAGAACAAGAAGGCGCUUGAGAAUUUCGUUAAGAACACCACUAGCGGAGGAAUGUGCAUUAACGACACGGUUAUGCAUAUGUCAGUUGAAACUCUGCCUUUCGGCGGUGUUGGAUACAGCGGCAUGGGUGCUUACCAUGGAAAAGCGACGUUUGACACGUUCACCCACAAGAAGAGCUGUCUAGUUAAGAAUUUCGCAGUAAUUGGUGAAAAACUGGCUUCUAAUCGCUACCCACCGUACUCUGAUAGCAAACUCAACUUUGUAAUGGCACUGAUGCGCAAGAGACAUACUCCAUCAUUGAAGUUCCUGCCAUAUCUGGUAGCGUUCGCCUUCGGAGCCGGUCUCACAUACGGAAUUGUUGCUUGGAAUAAGAUUACUUCGGAAGAUUUGUAAUUCCUGUGACUGAUGUUAGACUACCUCGGAAUGCCUUACGUGUAUGGAUUGUGAUAAUAUAAAAUUAUUUACCAUAAUUUUAUACUAUAGGUGUCUAAGCAAAAUUUUUGAAUUAUUUUCUUAUGAUGAAAAUGCAUUUAUUUUUACUAUUUCUUUUUAAAUAUUUUUGUGGUGUAUAACUACUGUAUUAUCCUUAUUCUGUAUUGAAUUAAUCAUUGUCCUAUUAAUAUUUCAAUUGUAAAAAACUUUAUAUUAAAUAGGUACCUACUGGUCGAUUAUGGUAAUCGCGAAAUAUAAAUACUUAGUAUGUAUUAAGCCCCACAUACACUAUCAGUCGAUGUUUUUAAAUGAACUACGGAUCUCGCAUGUGUGGCAAUAUAAAAAAAUGAAAGAUAGAAUAUAAAAUUAUUAUCGUUUUAAUUGAUCAAUUUAAUAAAUUUCUCCGUGUAUGACGGGCAUUAAACAUUCCAGAUAUUCAUGUGAUUUUUAAAUUUUUGGCAAUAUAUUCAAAACCAGACUGAAAAUUAGUUUCAGUAUAUUGUCUAUCUACAAAUAAACUUCAAAAGAACAUUGUAUGGGCUUGUUUGUUACAAUAUAUUUUAUAUACCAUAUAUUUUUAAACUCACAUUCUAGCAAUAAUUCUAUCAAAUUAUGAUUAAUCAGUUGCUGAACUGCAAUCCCUGCGAUUUCUUAAUGAAUCACCGUAAAUUGUAUGUUCAGUUUUUGCGGUAUUAAAAUUGUUGUAUAUCACCAUCAUAUCAGCUGUUAAUUGUCCAUUGCUCUCUCCUGGUGGGUUUUGUAGUAGUUGUCAUGCUAGGCAGGCAAGUUGGCAAUUAAGCUUGGUGAUGUUUUAAAUGAGACACUAAUGCGUAACUCUUGACCAUUAUUAAAUUCCCUUACUCGCCUCUUAAGAAACCCUCGGGAAAGUAAGGUCUGGCCCAAUUUAUGCCGGAACCACAUAUAUAUGUAUAUUCAUAGACAAAGUAUUUUAUUUUUCUAACUAUAGUUUGGCUUUUCUAAGUAUAAAAAAAAAUUUCAACAUUCACACCAUUAUCUAUUACAAGAUUGGAAACUGAGUCACUUCAAGCAGAUAAAUAUGACCAGUGAAAAAAAUGCAAUAUAUAUGAUCUUUCUUUGCUGUGUUCUUAAUAUUAUAAAUAAAAAAAAAAUACCUCUUCUAUGAUUACUAAGUUAUCAGGAUUAUGUUGGUAUGGAUCAAAGUCUAAAUCCGAAGGGAGCAGCCACUAUGACUAAUGUUAAGUAGUGUUUAUUGCAAUAUUUGUAUUUUUAAUUAUUUAUUGGGGAAAGGCAAUUUUAUAUAUUGGAAUUGGUAUUGCGUGUGUUUAUCGUUUAUUAAUCUCUUUGUUGUUCGACGAAAUAAAAGUUUUUUCGUGAUAAGUAGAUAUGUUUUAAAAUUUGUUAAAAACCCAACAAUGCAAUGAAAUAAAUAUUUUAUUAUUACAAUGUU